AUGAUAAAUAAUUACAAAUCUCAGAUUUGAUGAGGCGUGAAUCAUGCAUGAUCUAGUCACACCUACCUACUCCAUCUCUUUGACCUGUUUCGUCCACGUCAGAUGCCAUUAUUUUCGUUUCAAUAUCCAGUUCCAGUUCCAGUGAGUCACAACAACUCGCAACAACCAGCAGCAAGCAAGCAAGCAAGCAAGCUUUUAUUAACUCCAAAAUCUGUUGUUCAUCUUCAAUCGGAUUUAUUUCUAUUCUUCUCUCGAAAUGGAUCCCGUGGGUUCCGAUGACUCCAGAAAAACUAAGAUGGUAAUAGAGUUGCUCAAGGGGAUUCAUUUUGUUGCUUCUGUGGAGGCCAUUUCUCUUGGUGUUCAAGCUGGUAUUCAUCCUUGGAUUUUGUAUGAUAUUAUAUCAAAUGCCGCUGGCAACUCAUGGAUUUUCAAAAAUUACAUCCCUCAUCUGUUACAGGGGAAUCAAAUCAAGGAUAAUUUUCUAAAUGCUUCUCUUCAAGAUUUGGGUGCAGUUUUGGACACUGCCAAGUCACUUAUAUUUCCUCUUCCACUCUUGGCUGCUGCUCAUCAACAAUUCCUAGCAGGCUCUAGACAUGCAGAUGCAGAUGGUCUUAAGGUUUGGGAAAGAGUACUUGGAAUACAAAUUAUGGAUGCAGCAAAUGCAGAAACUUACAGUCCCGAACUAUUGGCGACUCAAGUUUGUGCCAAGUCAAAGCGAACAAAUAAAAUUGGUUUUAUUGGUCUAGGAGCAAUGGGAUUCGGCAUGGCAACUCAUCUUCUGAAAUCCGAUUUCCGUGUCCAUGGAUUUGACGUAUAUAAGCCAACUCUAUCUAGGUUUGAAAACGCUGGUGGUCUGGUUGGAAACUCUCCUGCACAAGUAUCAAAAGAGGCUGAUGUUCUCGUUGUGAUGGUCACAAAUGAAGUUCAAGCAGAAAGUGUUCUAUAUGGUGUUGACGGGGCCGUGUCAGCUCUACCACCUGGAUCGUCUAUUGUCCUUUCAUCCACAGUUUCUCCUGCUUUUGUCAGUCGCCUUGAGCUGCGCUUACGAAAUGAGAACAAGGGCUUGAAAUUGAUUGAUGCCCCUGUAUCUGGUGGUGUCAAAAGGGCUUCUGAAGGAACUCUGACGAUUAUGGCAUCGGGUGCAGAUGAAGCUCUUGAGCAUGCUGGUUCAGUUCUUUCAGCGUUAAGUGAGAAGCUAUAUGUGAUAAAAGGGGGUUGUGGAGCUGGAAGUGGUGUAAAGAUGGUUAAUCAACUACUAGCUGGAGUUCAUAUAGCAUCAGCUGCUGAAGCAAUGGCCUUUGGAGCUCGAUUGGGAUUGGAUACAAGAAUCUUGUUUGAUGACAUAAAAGAUAGUGACGGAACAUCUUGGAUGUUUGAGAAUCGUGGUCCACACAUGGUGGACAGUGAUUAUACCCCCUUAUCUGCACUUGAUAUCUUUGUUAAGGAUCUGGGUAUUGUGGCUCGUGAAUGCGCAUCUCGUAGAGUUCCACUUCAUAUUUCAACUGUUGCACUCCAGUUGUUCUUGUCAGGUUCUGCUUCUGGGUGGGGACGCUUAGAUGAUUCUGCUGUUGUUAAGGUUUAUGAGACACUAACAGGUGUCAAAGUUGAAGGAAAAUUAGCAGUGAUGAGUAAAAAAAAGGCCUUGGAAUCUCUUCCACCUGAGUGGGCAUUGGAUCCGCUGGAUGACAUACGCAGACUGGAUAAUAACUUAAAGACUUUGGUUGUUUUGGAUGAUGAUCCAACUGGAACUCAAACAGUCCAUGAUGUUGACGUAUUGACUGAGUGGAAUGUUGAGUCACUUGCUGAACAGUUGAGAAGUAGACCUAAAUGCUUUUUUAUUUUGACAAAUUCUCGGGCUUUGAGCUCCGAUAAGGCAAGCGCACUAAUAAAAGAUAUUUGCCAAAACCUACGUACUGCAGCAAAGUCAGUGGGAAACAAUGACUACACUGUAGUAUUACGUGGUGAUUCCACAUUAAGAGGGCAUUUUCCUGAGGAACCAGAUGCAGCUGUUUCAGUACUUGGGGAAAUGGAUGCUUGGAUUAUUUUGCCCUUUUUCUUGCAAGGAGGCCGUUUCACCAUCGAUGACGUGCAUUAUGUUGCUGAUUCUGAUAGACUCAUUCCUGCAGGAGAUACUGAGUUUGCUAAAGAUGCUUCAUUUGGUUAUAAAUCUUCAAACCUGUGUGAGUGGGUUGAGGAGAAAACUAAGGGACGUAUACCGGCUAGCAGCGUUUCAUCAGUUUCUAUUCAAUUGUUACGUAAUGGAGGACCGGCAGCUGUCUGUGAACAUCUUUGCAGUUUACACAAGGGUUCCACAUGUAUAGUUAAUGCAGCUAGCGACAGAGACAUGGCUGUUUUUGCAGCUGGCAUGGUUCAGGCAGAAUUGAAAGGGAAACGUUUCCUGUGCCGUACCGCUGCUAGUUUUGUAUCUGCUCGAAUAGGAAUUAUUUCAAAAGAUCCAAUCUUGCCUAAAGAUGUUGGAAUUAGUAAAGGAAAAAGUGGAGGACUUAUUGUUGUGGGCUCAUAUGUCCCAAAGACCACCAAACAGGUUGAAGAACUAAAGUUACAAUGUGAUCUGAGAACCAUCGAGGUUUCUGUUGAAAAACUUGCAAUGAAGUCAGCAGAAGAGAGGGAGGAGGAAAUCAGUGAUGCAGCAGAGCUGGCAGAUGUUUACCUCAGGACUUGUUGUGAUACUUUAGUGAUGUCCAGCCGGGAACUUAUCACCGGGAAGACUCCUGAUGAGAGUCUGGAUAUCAAUUAUAAGGUGAGCUCUGGGCUGGUGGAAAUAGUUAGGAGGAUAAAGACAAGUCCACGCUACAUUCUUGCAAAGGGUGGAAUUACCUCAUCAGAUAUUGCUACAAAAGCUUUAGAGGCAAAACGUGCGAAAAUAGUGGGGCAAGCAUUGGCUGGUGUACCUUUGUGGCAGUUGGGCCCAGAAAGCAGGCAUCCAGGAGUUCCUUACAUUGUAUUUCCAGGAAACGUUGGUGACAGCAAGGCGCUAGCUCAAGUGGUCAAACGCUGGGCCCGUCCACUCAAACUUUCAUCAACUAAAGAGCUUCUCGCGGAUGCUGAAAGGGGAGGAUAUGCUGUUGGAGCAUUCAAUGUUUAUAAUCUUGAAGGGAUUGAAGCAGUCAUUGCUGCAGCUGAAGAGCAGAAGAGUCCUGCUAUUUUGCAGAUCCAUCCUGGUGCUCUAAAGCAAGGAGGGACGCCGUUGGUGGCAUGCUGCAUCUCUGCUGCUGAACAAGCAACUGUGCCUGUUACCGUGCAUUUUGAUCAUGGUAGUUCCAAGCAAGAACUAAUGGAAGUUCUUGAGUUGGGAGUUGACUCAGUCAUGGUAGAUGGUUCACACCUACCCUUGAAAGAGAAUAUCUCAUACACAAAAUACAUUUCAUCCUUAGCACAUGCAAAGGGUAUGGCGGUGGAAGCCGAAUUAGGUAGGUUAUCUGGAACCGAAGAUGAUUUGACUGUACAGGACUAUGAAGCAAAGUUGACUGAUGUAAACCAGGCUCAAGAAUUCAUCGAUGAGACAGGUAUUGAUGCUCUGGCAGUGUGUAUCGGUAAUGUUCAUGGGAAGUACCCUGCAAGUGGGCCAAAGCUUCGGCUUGAUUUGCUAAAGAACCUCUAUGAAUUGGCUUCAAAGAAUGGCAUCUUUCUUGUUCUCCAUGGAGCCUCUGGAUUGCCUAAAGAACUUGUCCAGGAUUGCAUAAAGCUAGGAGUUAGGAAAUUUAAUGUAAACACAGAAGUAAGGCAGGCUUACAUGGACAUCCUUAAAAGCCCCCAGACAGACCUUGUCCAUGUCAUGGCUGCUGCUAAGGAGGCCAUGAAAGCCGUCAUUGCGGACAAGAUGCAUUUGUUCGGGUCAGCAGGAAAAGCAAACUAAACAUCGACCAACCAUUUGUUGUACAUGUUGUUUCUUCUAAUUCAAUAAGUAUUAUUUAAGUCGAAUAAUAAGGUAACACGUUGGAGAAUGAACAUGUAUGUUUAAGUUCUAUAUGAUUUGUUGGCGCCCUUAAUUUAUAUUUGUAGUAAUGCUA
Molecule: messenger RNA, 4031 nt
Organism: Helianthus annuus (common sunflower)
Lineage: Eukaryota; Viridiplantae; Streptophyta; Magnoliopsida; Asterales; Asteraceae
Exons: 35
Coding region: 257-3877 (1206 amino acids)
Biological process (GO): carbohydrate metabolic process
Molecular function (GO): oxidoreductase activity; aldehyde-lyase activity; zinc ion binding
Source: RefSeq, a predicted model, not a curated record